This is a messenger RNA of Mercenaria mercenaria, 743 nucleotides long. RefSeq names its product mannan endo-1,4-beta-mannosidase-like. Lineage: Eukaryota; Metazoa; Mollusca; Bivalvia; Venerida; Veneridae. The record is from RefSeq and is a predicted model, not a curated record. The transcript has 4 exons. The coding region runs from base 1 to 714 and encodes 237 amino acids.
AUGUGUUAUUUUAGGCUUGAUGGUCUAAUCAAAGAUUCGCACAAACUUCAGAGUUACAUUGACCACUGCUUAAAACCGAUGGUGAGCGCCUUAAAAAACGAACCAGCCCUCGGAGGAUGGGAGAUCAUGAACGAGCCUGAGGGAGAAUUGAUACCGGAUCACCAUAGCAACAACCCGUGCCACGAUACAUCGCAACUUCAUAACAGCGGUGCCGGCUGGGAGGGACACCUGUAUUCUGCCGCUCAAAUACAGAAGUUUGUGAAUUGGCAAGCAGAUGCUAUACGAACGACAGAUCCGGGUGCCAUGGUUACUGUUGGUGUAUGGAACCCUAAAUCCAACACAGACAAAUUUGGCUUUAAGAACCUGUACUCGGACCACUGUCUUACAUCAGCUGGUGGAAAGGCACAUGGAACCUUGACAUUUUACCAGAUGCAUACCUACGCCAACAAUGGUCACUUUGAUGGAUAUUCACCAUUUCAGCACCAUGCUACAGAAUUCGGACUGAACAAACCUCUCGUAAUUGGUGAAUUCCGACAAGAAAGUGGGACAGGAAAGAUUACCGACAUGUAUAACCAUGCCUACUACUAUGGAUAUGCCGGUGGGUGGGCGUGGCAAGCAGUGGAUAACAACUGGAGUAACAUUAAGACAGGAUUGGCUUGGCUGAAAGGGAGAAACGAUCAACAGAAGGGUGGUCUUGUAGGCGUUCACUUGUAAUACUGAGAUGAAUAAAUCUGCCGUAAUAA